This is a messenger RNA of Wyeomyia smithii (pitcher-plant mosquito), 5393 nucleotides long. Its product is annotated as zinc finger BED domain-containing protein 6-like. The record is from RefSeq and is a predicted model, not a curated record. The transcript has 5 exons. Gene Ontology annotation, molecular function: DNA binding. The coding region runs from base 1293 to 2351 and encodes 352 amino acids. NCBI's taxonomy places the organism in Eukaryota, Metazoa, Arthropoda, Insecta, Diptera, Culicidae.
CAGAUGAUAUAUAAAAAUCAGGAAUCCGUGAAUAGCUAAACAACCCAAUUUCCGUAAAGCGCCCUUAUUCUACGCGGCUCUUAAUUCUGCGCACUUCGUAUUAAAAUGUUAACAAAAUAUCAAUUCAAAGCAGAUUUUCGAAAAUGAUGAUUGGAAGUGGUUUCCUAUAUAAUAACUGUCAACUUUUUGCUUAUGUUUGCUUUUUUACUAAAAGGCAUCAACAUUUCGAUAGGAAGUGCGCAGAAUUAGGAGCCGCACAGAAUUAGGGCGCCUCACGGUAUUAUCUACAACUUUUUCGAAGACAUCACACCUGUCAAACAAACCGUUUCUGCCCCAAAUAUAUUUGUAAUCAUCAAUACCUUCCCAAAAUAGCAUUUUUAAAUAGCUUCUCAAAAAUAAGUCGUUCCAAAAAAUUAAACUUAUAGCACGAAAUGGCAUCUUUUGCCUAUAGAAACGUCUAGGCAAAGUUUCAGUCAAAUAAAAAAUGACAAUUAAUAAAAAAAAUACUAAAACUGAGACAUUUUUGUGGAACUGCUCAAUUCGCGUUGACGGCGUUGAAAGAGAUUUCUAAGGCUGCUCGCACCUACGUGAACUCUCAUAUGUAAUUGUCAAAAUGUGUGUGACGACAAGAGCAAAAAUAUUUCCUUGCUUUUUUUUUUCGCAUGCAAAAACCAAACAAAUAUCAGCAACACCGUCAACGCGAAUAGCAACACUGCAAUCAACCGUGUUGAUUUUCAAAAGGGGAUGUUCUUUUCAGCUAACGUGCCGCGCACUUUCAGAGGAUUAAUAUUUCGCUUUACAGACCUUACUCACCUUAACUAAUAGUAUAUCUUGAUUGUAACAUUUGACAUUAAUAAUAAAAUAGCUAGUGAUCUUUAAAACAGCGAUGACCGACACUGUUAAAUUUACACAAAUGAAUUUAAAAUCAAACGUAAAAAGCUCGGUAAAAAGCGAUUAGGGAUGUGCGAUACUUUAUCGAUACCGAAGGUAUCGAUGCUUUUCUUUCGAUAUAUCGAGCAAUAUUAUCGGAUAUCGAUAUAUUAUCAUUUGAUACUUGAAAAAUAUCGGAAGAAAUCGCGUGACGGUGUGGCUGAUAUUUGUGUGGUUACUUAAUGUGAACAAGAAGGAAGAAAAUUUUCUUUUGUUAUCACGUUCAUCAGGACAAUUACAUAACAGAUUUCCCGUAGGUGCGAACGUUUAACACCGUUAACGUUAGUUUGUGUAAUUUUAUCAAAACUUCCAGUGCUAUCAACGAACUGAAAAAAUUGUAACGCAAAUUGGUUUUUGUGAAAAUGGCGCCUACAAAAAGUGGAGCUUGGUCGUUCUUUCAAAAAUUGGACGGAAAGCGUGCAAAGUGCACAAGACGUGUGAACAAAAAAGAAGUUGUUUAUUCCGGGAACACAAGCAAUUUGUGGAAACAUUUGGAAGUUUACCACGGCAUUGAACAACUCAAGAAGAAACCACAAAACGCAUCUGAAAGGGGAAGUGCCAUUAGUUCGUCAAAAACUUCAAAUUCGUCAAAGGAUUUGGAUACUGCAAAGCCAUCCUCGAGUGUAACCGUAACGAUCUCGCAAGAAGAUAAACCUGACGAGCCACUGCAACCGACAUUGGAAACCCUUUUUGCCAGGCGAAAGGCUUAUGAUGAAGGUGGCCAACGCUUCAAAGAAAUUCUGGAAGGCUUGCUGUUCAUGGUGUGCAAGGACAAUUUAUGUCUAUCCACACCGGGAAAAGAGGGCUUUCGACACUUUAUGAAAAUAGCUGCACCUCUUUGGCAACUUCCUAGCCGAAAAACUUUCACGUCUCUCAUGGAAACGAGAUACUGUGACAUCAGUGCCUAUAUUCGUAAAAGUCUGUUACGAAUCCCUUCCGUCUGUAUCACUAUGGACUGUUGGACAGAGCGACACCAAACAAACAGCUUUUUAGGCAUGACUGUUCAUUAUGCUGAGGGCAAUGAAAUGAAAUCUAUUGUACUGGGCGUCGAGUAUUUGACAGAAUCCCACACGGCUGAUUAUUUACAAAAAAAGAUGUUGGGGCUCCUCGCGUUGUGGGAUAUUGAACCAAGCAAAGUCAGUUUGGUUAUAACGGACAAUGCUGCAAACAUUACCAAAGCCUGUGUACAGGCCUUUGGUAAAUCAAAACAUGUGCCAUGCUUUGCACAUACCAUAAAUCUGAUACCAGCAAAUGCACUGGGUUUCAAGCAAGUCAACAGUCAACCUGUGCCGUAUGUUCCUGGUAUUCCAGACAUAAUUCGAAAAUUAAAAAAUAUAGUUACGCUUUCUAACCGUAAACAAAACUUCUCUGAUGAAAUCAAGCGACUUCAGAGAGAGAAAGGAGUUCCAGAGGGACAGUAACGGCGAUUGCAACAAGACGUGACAACCAGGUGGAGUUCCACAUACAUAAUGAUCAAAUCUUAUUUAGAAAUGUUAUCAACGAUAACUCUGGCUGCUUUAAAAUUUCCCGAAGUAGACGUAUUGUCAGGGCUAGAAGUAGCCACUUUAACUCCAAUCAAAAACGUAUUGUGUCCUUUCGCGCUUGCAACGGAGGAAAUAUCUGCAGAAAAACACACUACAGCCAGCAAAGUAAUACCCAUGGUCAAAAUGAUAACUAGUAAAGUAGAAGCGGUGGAAAUAACAGCCGACGACGCUCUUGCCCAAAAGUUCAAAAAUUUUGUUCUAAAGGAACUGAAAGGGCGAUGUGACGAUAUAGAAAAUAACAUGGCUCUUGCGUUGGCAUCGUUGCUUGAUCCUCGCUUUAUGUGAUGACCAAAUUGCAUCAUACGUAUGGAUCCGACAAUUGGUAUUAAUUUUUUUUUGACUUCACUACGGUAUCUGUAUUCACUACAUCUGCCCCCGGCCGUACUCUUCAGAUUUAUAAAUUGAAAUAUUUAUUCGUUGCUAAGUUUUUUUUGACGUGGGACUACGUCUUUGUUUACUAUACUGGGAUGCAUUCUGUAAAAUUGGAAAUGAAACUGGCAAAUGUUGCGUCAGAUUUCAAACGUUAAUAACAGCAUAACCACAUGAUGGAUAACAAUAACCAAUAUGUUGUUGGAUAGAUAAAAUGUGUAACAAUUUUAUAACAUGCUAGUUAUCAUUAUUAUUCCACUGCUCAAUGGUGAAAAGUGAUAAAAAGUUACAGGAAAACUUACGCGAACAAUGAACCAAUUACAUGCGAGCAUUCCUAGCACAGACACCGUGAAUGGACACCAUCCGUUCCCCGUGAUAUUCUAUGUAUCAAUAUCGAUAUAAAAAUUGACAGAAUCUCCCCAUCCCAAUAGGUCAAUUUAUGUUUGCUUCCAUGAGCUUAAACUAAAAUGAUGUCUCGAAGAACCUAAUAAAAACUGAUGUCUUGAAAGAAAACAUGCCGGUAAAAGCAGUACCAGUAUCAGUGAAGUAAAGAACCGCAGGUAUCUCGUCGUUUAUGAUUGCAGCGGUACUCUUCUAUUCGUACAUUUCAGCGGAACACUUCUAUUCAUACUGCAGCGGUACUAUUCGUAUUGCAGUGGUACACUUAUGUUCGAACAUUUCUAUUUGUGUGCAAUCGAGGAAAAACUGCAAUGCUGCUGUUGAUGGUGAUUUAUCUCAUAAAUAUGAUUACCAUAAACUAUUCAACAAGAAUUGUAAAUUUUUGCAGCGGAUAUUUAUUCAAUUUUAUCUUCGUUAUUCACUAAAUAAUUGUGACCGGAUGGUAUCGAAAGAGUAAAUUCCACAUAUACACAUUUAUAGAAGAGUAGGUGCCUGCAAAUGCCUGUGAAUUUUUGGUUUAUUUACUAAGAUUCUCUUUUAAUUUUUAUUUACUAAGAAUCUCUUUUUACAUUUCAAAAUUGUUAGAUGAUAUUUUAUUAUUUAUUUAUUAUUUACAAAUUACCAACAGGCAGAAAUAGCCCUAGUGGUUACUAAAGCAUUAUUAAACUAAUACAUCAAUACAAUAAACUACGGAACAUUGAAACAAAUUUAGACCUGAUGACGCGAGCAGACAGAUGAAAAUCGAACACUUGUGAAACACGACUGAACGCUUUUUGAAGGCCAAUAAUGGCACUGUUUUCGCUGUAGUUGGUGCGGCGGAAUGGAAUGUGAAGCAAUGAAACUCUGCGUAAUACUCUUGAGGGUGCGUUUAAAUUGAUCUGACGGAGAAUUGUAAGGCAAUCAAUCCUAGCGGUGAGGGCGUCGGAGACCACCAUGGCGCGUGCAGUUUCUCGGCGCAGUUGAAGUGUGUCAAUAUGAAGGAGCUGACAACGGUCUUCGUACCGAGUAUUCCGCAUAGGCUGUCUCCAAGGGAGCAAACGGAGUGCAUAGCGAAUAAACCGAUGCUGGAUGCUUUCGAUGCGAUGAAUUGCGUUGUUGAAAUGAGGGACCCAAACUGGAUAGCAGUAUUCCAGACAGGACCGAACCAGUGAAAUGUAAAGAGAAACCAAGCAGUGAAUGUUCCUGAAGUCGCGUGUCAUUCGAAUAAUCAGUCCCAACUGCCUGGAAGCUUUCGCAACGAUGAAGGAGACAUGUUGCUUAAAUGUGAUUUUAGCGUCGAGAAUAACUCCUAGAUCUUUAACAUGGUCUACACACUGUAAUGGUGCGCCGUUCAGAUUAUACUCGAAACUCAGUGGGUUGUUUUUCUUCGUGAAAGUAAUUAUUUGGCACUUGGUGUGAUUAAGAACCAUGCGAUUCAGUUCACACCAGUGUGAAAAUUCGUUUAAUUGUUGUUGCAGAAAAUUCAAAGCUUUACCAUAAUAAACGUAUGUAUAUUAGCAGUCUUCGUAAUACAGCGAAUGUAGUUGUAGGUAAAUGAAAAAAAUUGUUAAGCAAAAAACAAAAAUGGAAUUGUUGAUUGUUACGGUUUUUUGCUGGAACUUGCUAUUAAUUUUGUUUAACAUAUCUUCUUAUGUCUGCCAAUUAAUGAACCUUUGUAAGGGCUUCUAUAUUAUUUUGAAAGUAAGAACCAUAUUAUAGAUUUGAUUUAAUCAGAGGUAAAUAAGACAAAAGCAUUUAUUAUAAUAACGUAAGUAUUAUUGGAUUUGGUGUUCGAGGAUAUAGAGUUAAUUCUCACUUUGACGCAUUACGAAAAAUUCUUGGUACUCUUUCAACAAGAACGAUAUGCUUGUGCCUUGUUAAAUACAUGUUGUUUGCACAAAAAAUACUACAGGCUAAUACUAAUAUCGCCAAAUAUAUACGAUAUUCUUUCGAGUGUUGUUGAAUAUAUUUCAAAAAAUUGAUUUCCAGGGGAGGCUGUAAAUAAAAAUACGCACAGUCGCUGAGCAAACACCUUGAUUCUGUCAGCAUGCUCUGUAUAUUUUGUAACAAAAAAUCCCCUAAUUACAGUGUUUAGUCCCACGUCACCAUUUUAUACAACCCUAGUGCUGUAUACCUUGUAGUAUUUAGGUUUUGAAAAAAAAAUAUUUUAGU